GCGGUGGUGUGCGUGUUUCCUUUUCUGUCUCUCGCCAUCAAGUCGUCCAUUGUCAAAGGUGUAAAAAACGACGUCUUUUCAAUUUCGCGUAGAAUAUUGGGUUGCACAAAAUGUAACUUUUCUCGGCAAAAAUCUAUUUUUUAGUUGCUUUUCGAACGGAAUCGCUCAAAGAGUUUCCGGUUCAAGAAAUUAACAUCCCGCAUACAAACUGUGAAUUAUAUCGGACAAUCUGUGUUUUCUUGAACAAAUUAGAACGGAACGCCUGUGGCGUUGGAUUUUAGGUGGCAGUGAUAUUAACCAAAUCAAAAACUUGCCCAAAAAGUGCCAUCAAACGGUGAAAAUAAUUGGAACAGGAUUCUGCCGGGAGAUUGUUUCCGGAGGGACCCUAAUACUGGUAAUACCGGAUGUGUAUAAAACAAGAAGCACUGGCCAACGCACGUUUCCAACGUUUUCGUGGUCGCAGUCGCCGCGAGAAAACUAACCAACAUUUGCGGCAGCUUUACAAUGACCGAGGAGAGCCUGGCCAGUGAGCAUCUUCGAAACCGGCAGUGGCAGAAAGCAAAAGAUAUAUAUGAUCAAAUCCUGAAUACACCCCCAAAUGACUCAAGACUAUCGAAGGAGCGCAUCAUCGCGUGUCUCUAUGGAAGAACUGAAUGUUGUCUAGAACUUAAGCAGUACGACAUCGUCGCGGAAGAUUGCCAUCGUCUACUAAGACUGCUGAAUAGUUCAGAUCGUGUCACCGAUUCGGCGAGUCCGAUCCCGUCAUCGGCAUCGUCGUCUUCCUCGACUUCGUCUAGUUCUUCAACGCAAAACAAUGCAACCGCUACAACAGAAUCAAAAGUAAGGAAACGGCUUAUCCACUCUUUGUUUAAACAGCAAAAGUUUGUUGAAGCCGAGAGCAUCCUUAAGGAAUGGUCUGACAACACCACCCACCACCAGGACAUCAAUCGGUAUCUGGAGCGUCUGAAGUCGGUGCUGAAGAUGGCAUCCGCUAAUUCUUCACCCACUCCAGCGGCAGGCGGAGUAGAUCAAGCAUCAAACUCCUCUGUGCAGCCGACGACAACAGACGGGACAACACCCGAUUCGCCGGUAGAUUCCUCCACUACACCAACUUCAACCAUUUCCUCGCUUUCAUCCAUAAACGAUGAAUAUGAGCAGAUAGAAACCAAAUUAGAGCACCUUAUCAUCAAUAACCUCCCUCCAGAUCGGUACACCAAACAGUUGGAUCAGAUCGAAAGUAAUCUACGCGCAACGUUUGGAAACCACGAACAAUCUAAUGGCGACAGUAAUGGGGACAGUGGCAGAAUUGACUCAUCUGGGUCUAGGGACGUCCACUCCAGCGAGAAAGAAUCUGCAUCUGAGGAUGGCAAUGACAUGGUGGACAACAAGUCCACCUAUAAUGGCAGCGACGAAAUCAACAACAGCGCCCAAAGUAACCGAAGCGACAAUGAAGACACGUCAAAGGAAUCCAGCGGAAGUGAAAAUCUAUCGUCGAAUAUGACUGCUAAUUCGAAGUCAUCGCCAACAAGCUCGUCCAGCGUGAACAGCUUCCAAAAACAGCUCGAUAAGAUCACCAACAUCAGCUGCGUUUACUGUACGCUCACCUUCGCGGACCGUUCGGAGCUGCGAGCACAUUGUCAAACGGAAAGCCAUCAGAACAUUAUUAUGUCGGAUGAAGGACGUGACUGGAAAUGGCGUCCACCUCCACGAGGCUACACAGCGGAAUCAUACGCAUUGUGUGAAAAUUAUCUGGAAAACCAAAUUUGCCACUACGGCAAUCAGUGCGUCGAAGCGCAUGGAACAGACGAACUGAAUGAGUGGAAGGAACGUUUCCAGUAUCGCACGAAAAAACUGGAAAGAGCGCGUGACAAAGAACUGUAUGGGAAAAGUUACACCGAACAGCUGCUGGAACGGUGGGUUCAGGCACCUAGUCCCGAUAAAGUGAUGAAAGAGAGAAUAGAAGGCGUGGAUGAGUCUUGCUCCCAGGAUCUCGUAACCACGGUGAGCUCUAAAGUGAGCAAACGGGAGUGGACAUUUGUGUUGAAAACACGGAAGUUGUUGAAAGCGGUAGCACUGCUCCAAGAUGCUCACCGGAAUCACUUUAUUAUCAAGCAGAUUUAUCCCGGCGUGAGUAAGAAGAUGGGUCAAUCCUCUCCUAGUAAUAGGGUGAUUGAAGCAGAACUGACGUCCGAUCAAGAAUGGGUUGCAGCUUUGGAAAACAAACUCAGCGAUCAAACGAACGAGAGCGGUGUCAUGUUGGAACAUAGAGUGAAAGUUGUCUUCAGCACGGAUAUCUACGGAACGUUCCGACAGGCGGUAGUAUUCGAUUUGGGAAGUGAGCCGGUACUUGUGAAACACCUGUGCGUGGACGUGGUUCCUGUUACAGAGGUAGACAAGAUACAAGAAAUCCGGAAAGAUAUUGUAAUGUCUACUUCGGAACGAUGGGACGAGACCAAUUCGGAGAUGAUAGAGUUCACAACAACCAUCAUCCCUCAUAUGUAUACUCCGGCCUAUGCUGCGGAUGCUGAACGUGAGAAGGACUUGCUGGCAAGGUAUCCUCUGCCGAAGGCAACAUCUUUUGUACUGACGCAAUCUACCAUCACAGAGAAAAAGCUGACUAAGAACAACUACAGAAACCGCAUUCAUGAGCUUUUGUACGUGGAAGAAAUCGCCCGGUAUGAACAAAUAGCUCGGUACAAUCUCACCACUAGAUUAACAAUAGCAACUAACUAUCUGUUGACACCGAGUGGCAUGGCCACCAGCACAGCCAAAUAUUCCCAUUCGGGUGAAUUAUUCGCGCUCAUGAAACUCGGAAAAGAUGUGUCGGAAGACACCUCCGCUGGCCGUUUGAUUUUGAACAAUUGCCAGGCUGUACUGAUCGCGUCGAAAGACCCCGUUCCUUCAGGAGAGAAGCGCAAAGUUUAUGAAGCCGUUAUUGAGGACAAGGGCAAAAAUAUGAUUUACCUUAAAGUAUCGGCUAAAGCUGUUGCAGGUCUCGGACUGAAAGCGGACACCGAAUUCGUAGCCGAUAUUCAGUUUCAGCCCAAUCGUCUCACAUACUGUGAGUGGCAUCAUGCGAUUGACAAAAUUGCCGAUUUCCGAAUAAUUUUUCCGGACAUCUACCUUGAACCGAGUAUUCCCUGGACACCGCAGCGCCAAUGGGACGCAUCUUUGGAUCCGAAGCUGAACUCCAAACAAAAAGAAGCUGUAGUUGCAGUGACAACACCCAUCAAUAUCGCCUUACCGCCGAUUCUGCUGAUUGGGCCUUUCGGAACUGGUAAAACGUACACACUGGCACAGGCAAUCAAACAGCUGCUGCUGCAGCCGGAGUCGAAGAUUCUCAUCUGCACCCACUCCAACUCGGCAGCGGAUUUGUACAUCAAGGAUUAUCUGCAUCCGUGGGUUGAGGAAGGCAUGGAAGAGGCCAAACCGUUGCGGGUCUACUACCACAAACGAUGGGUUGCUACGGUCAACAGCAUUGUGCAGAAGUAUUGCCUAAUAGACCUGAACAUCAAUGUGCGCAACUUUCGCCGACCAACGGUGGAGGAUAUUCUGAAACAUCGCAUCGUCGUUGUAACGUUGAACAUUUCGAUGGAACUGGCGUCCCUGGAUUUGCCGAAGGGACAUUUUACCCACAUAUUCCUCGAUGAAGCCGCACAGGCGAUGGAGUGUGAAGCGAUCAUGCCGCUGGCGCUUGCCACCGAAAAAACUCGCAUCGUUCUCGCUGGCGACCACAUGCAGAUGUCACCGGAACUGUUUUCCAACUUUGCCAAAGAGCGAAAGUUGCACAUUUCUCUGUUGGAGCGUCUGUACGAUCACUAUCCGAAUGAUUUUCCUUGCAAGAUCCUGCUGUGCGAAAACUAUCGAGCACACGAAGCUAUUACCAAGUUUACGUCGGAACUGUUCUAUGAACAGAAGCUGAUUGCAUCGGGUAAGCAACCGCGGCAUGAGAAGUUUUAUCCACUGACAUUUUUCACAACGCGCGGUGAGGAUGUGCAGGACAAGAACUCGACGGCUUUUUACAAUAACUCGGAAGUGUACGAGGUAGUCGAGAGGGUUUGCGAGUUACGUAAAAAAUGGCCGAGCUCGUGGGGGAAAAUCAACGAUCAAAGCAUAGGCAUAAUGACACCAUAUGCAGAUCAAGUUUUUCGUAUUCGUUCGGAGUUGAGAAAGCGUAGAAUGGGAGGGAUAAGCGUGGAACGUGUUUUGAACGUUCAGGGUAAACAGUUCCGAGCGAUAUUUUUGUCCACCGUGAGAACGAGAAGAACUUGCAAUACUUCUUCUAAUGAGGGCAGCAAAUCCUCCGAGGACGUUGAUUAUGGAUUUCUGAGCAAUUCGAAACUGUUAAAUACAGCGAUAACGCGUGCCCAGAGUUUGGUAGCCGUGGUUGGAGAUCCGGUAGCGCUGUGCUCGAUAGGACGCUGUAGGAAGGUUUGGGAACGUUUUAUAGAGAUAUGCUAUCAAAAUAAGAGUUUAUUUGGAAUUACUUGGUCCUUGUUGCGCUCGCAGUUGGAUGGGGUAGAGUUGAAGAAAACUUAUGUUCUGAAUCCACUUGCACCAGAAUUCAUACCGCGUGCAUUGCAGGCCGAAGCAUACCUACGAGAACAGGCAGCUAAUGUAACUGGACAGUUUCAUCAGCAAUCAACACACCAUGCCCAGCAUGCCAAUAACUACCAUACGCAAGUGAAUCAAAAUUUCCCGGCCGGACAUAGUGCUGGUAGUGGAGGGGGAGGAGGCGGUCCAACCAACAGCAUGAUGCGACAGAUCGUUCCACAACAACCAUUACAACAACCGCAACCUCCUUACAUAGGUCACGGUCCAACUCACGGAGGACAUCCACCUAUUCAGCAGCAAAACCAGCAGCAGUUUUCAUAUCAGAAUCCAAUGUUCUUCUACCAACAACAGCAGCAACAACCGCAACAACAGCCACUGCGAGGUCCACCACCUCAUCCUAAUUCUCUGGGACCUCCUGUGCCACCCAAUAUCCCCCAAGGACCUGCCGCAUUUCAGCCAAACACUCCCGCAAAUCUGUGGAGUGCCCCUGGGUCUGGUGGACAUUUUCCGAUGGUACCUUCCCCUGGUGGUCGUAAUACCCCGCCUGGCUGGCGAAUGCAACAAAAAAAUUCUGCUCAACCGAUUCGCCCACAGUUGGCCCAUAAUCAGCACAUGCAACUAACGGCAAGCGGCAGGCCACUUAUUCAACCGCCAUUAAGGAGUCCUGUAUCUCAACAGCAACCGCUACCUGCUGUUCCACAGAUGCCUUAUCUUCAGCAACCUCAAAACAAAAAUUUGCAGAACUUUGCUCCAUUUACCCAUCAUCAGGCUCACCCCUCUACUCUUGGCCACCAUCAACAACAGCAGCAGCAGCAGCAACAACAACAACAGGUCCAACAACAACAGCAACCCCAUCAACUGCAUCAAAAUCACAUACGACCUAUCCUUGGCGGUCCCAUAAGCCCUAGUUCCUACCAACAACAGCAGCAGCAACAACAACAAACCCAUCAGGCAUCUAUCUACACUCAGCAAGAUCCAUAUCUGUCGAAUCUUUCGAAUGAUCUGAUGGCUUCAAUAACAGCGAGAGCCACCCAGCUACAAAUACCUUCGGCACACGCUCCGCAAAGUUUGCUACAUCAACAAGGUCAGAAAUUAAACCCACUGCGGAUAGAUGACCGCCUCGACAAAGACAUACAAUUUCUUCAGAAUGUACAUUUUCCAGAAAAGUACGGUCAGACGUCUCAAUCUUUGCAACAACAACAACAACAGCUUCAGUCCCAACAACACCACAUUCAACAGCAACAUCAAUCUCAUUCUAAUGUGGUAAGUUCAGGUUCAGAUUUUAAUCAUUUGCUACCGCCCAACAUGAGCUUCCUGGAUGUAGCUCUCCAGAGCAAAGAAUACCAAUACAUCUGGUUUAUCAAGCUGACAGAAACCCAUGGGCUUGAUGCUGCAAACAAGUUUAUCGACAUCCUUCGACAGGUUCCAACAAUGGCAUCUACAUCAGGGCACCCCAACCAACAACCGCAGAAGAAGCUCAACACGAUGGUACCAUCCCAAGCUGACCAGUUUCUCGAUAACUUAUUGAACCCCAACAAAGACGUACUGGCACCGACGAACCUUCAACAGCCGACCAUUCUGCACCAACCCCAGAACGCGUCCAUUACAAAUGGAAAUGCUCUGCUAGCAGGAACAGGCGGCACCGGGAAAAGCUUGCUCGAGAACGUGGACUUGUUUGGAAAUCUUUCAUCGUCGUUGCAGAACGACAUCCCACUGAUUGGUUCAAACUCGUCGGCGUCGUCUUCGCAGCAGUCCGUUCCCUUGUACCGUCGACAAGCCGGUCAAAACUACCAGAACAGCACCGCAUCUUCGUCCAACAACCAAUCAAUAGCAUCAUCUACACCGGAUCUGUUGGAUAAUCAUCUGCAACAGUCCCUUUUCGAAGCUUUGGAUACCAAGCUACAUUCUAAUAAUGGCAGUAUGAUGUUCAACAAUCAAAAUCCGUCUCAAUAUGGAGUCGGGGAUCAAACAAGUGGUUUCCAGGGGUUUCCAUCAAUACAUAAUCUGGCGGCAGGACUGAUGCAGCAUCAGCACCAACAACAGCAACAGCAGCAGCAACAACAGCACAGCCUCAGCAGCCGUGAGUUCUGGCAUCAACUACAACAACAGCAGCAGCAGCAACAACAGCAACAACAACAUCACCAUCAACAGCAGCAGCAGCAGCAUUUGCUUGACAAUCGCGGCGCUUCUGUCGCCAGCACGGUUGAAGAGCUGUUGAACCGUCAAAAUCAAACGUACGCUAGUGUGCUGAGCCAGGCUGCAGGUGGAGGCAAACAGCUGUCGGGUCUCCCGAAAGAUGGUAACGGAGCGAGCGACGGCAGCGGCGGAUCGGGUCCUGUCCCGUUCGCCGCCCUGCGAGAUCUAGGCCGGAAGAGCAACGGUUUUUACAACUACUUUCAGUAGGAUGGUCAGAGCGCGGUACGACGGCGACACUCGAGGUAAGUGAUAUUUUUUUUGCGACAGAUGUGAAGCGUGUGGUCGCAAGGUAUGAUGAUUCUCUUUUAAACUAUAGACGAUGUAAUUUGAAUCGAACGGGGUGAUAAAUGCGAAGGAGAGUAUAUUGUAGGAAUACAAACAACAAUGAUUGUUGAAAUAGGAGGUAAUCAUCAAAAUCAAGACUGGAGAGAAAACCGGACAAGUCUGGUAGUAUUGAAUAACAAAUUUCAUUUAAUUUUAUCAUUUUGAGUUAGGAUUAAAUUAUAUUGUAAGAAAAAAUUAAAACUUGUAUACCUACUAAUUAACAA
Armigeres subalbatus is the source of this 7298-nucleotide messenger RNA. It is a transcript of the gene Helz, whose product is annotated as probable helicase with zinc finger domain. Gene Ontology annotation, molecular function: metal ion binding; helicase activity; protein binding. Gene Ontology annotation, biological process: regulatory ncRNA-mediated post-transcriptional gene silencing. The coding region runs from base 505 to 6957 and encodes 2150 amino acids. The transcript is spliced from 5 exons. The record is from RefSeq and is a predicted model, not a curated record. NCBI's taxonomy places the organism in Eukaryota, Metazoa, Arthropoda, Insecta, Diptera, Culicidae. Gene Ontology annotation, cellular component: cytosol; P granule.